UUUUACAUGACACACAAACACAUGAUGUGAUGUGAUGUGAUGUGUUAUUUAUAAAAGAUUUGCAAAACAUACCAUAUGGAAUUGAAAACAUUUUGACAAACAAAUAAAAAAUUGAAAUCAAAAACAAAAAAUGUCCGAUAUGCUAAUGGAAGAAGAGGAUGGAUAUCUGUAUGAUGAAGAUAAAAUGGGAAUGCGUGUAUCAUCGGGUUUGGUGAAAAUCAAAAAAGAUGAUGGUAAUCUAAUUGGUAUCAGUAUCGGUGGUGGUGCACCAAAUUGUCCAUGUCUUUAUGUUGUACAGGUGUUCGAAAAUACACCAGCCGCUAAAGAUGGUACAUUAGAAGCUGGUGAUGAAAUCAUUAGUGUUGAUGGAAAAUGUGUAAAAGGAAGUACCAAAGUUGAAGUUGCACGUAUGAUACAAUCGAUAAAAGACGAAGUGACCAUUGGUUAUAAUAAACUUCAUGCUGAUCCAAAACAAGGAAAAACAUUGGAUAUAAUAUUGAAAAAAUUGAAACAUAAAAUGGUUGAUAAUAUGGAUUCUGCUACAGCUGAUGCACUUGGAUUAAGUCGUGCUAUUCUAUGCAAUGAUAGCCUAGUAAAAAAACUUCAAGAACUUGAUCGAAAUGAAUUCAUAUUCAAAGGUUUAAUAACGCACAUGAAUUAUGUGAUACGUAGCUAUAUGGAUAUUGUAUCCACUUAUAAAGAUUUUGGUGAUGUAUUCAAUGAAAUUGGUGCACAUGAACCACAAACUGAUGCUAGUCUUGCAUUCACUAAUUUUGGUAAUGUUCAUCGUUCAUUUGAAAAAGAAGGAACAAAAAUGCUUAAAGAUUUAAAACCAAUAUUGAGCGAUUUGAAUACUUAUCUAAACAAAGCAAUACCGGAUACACAAUUAACGAUUAAAAAAUAUGCUGAUGCCAAAUUUGAAUAUCUGUCAUAUUGUUUAAAAGUCAAAGAAAUGGAUGAUGAAGAAUAUACAUAUCAAGCAUUACAAGAACCAUUUUAUCGUGUUGAAACUGGUAAUUAUGAAUAUCGUCUUAUUCUCCGUUGUCGACAAGAAGCACGAAAACGUUUUGCAGCAUUACGAUCGGAUGUACUAGUGAAAUUGGAAUUAUUGGAUCAAAAACAUGUACAUAAUAUUGCAACACAUAUAACAAAAUUCAUAUCAUCAUUAAGUUCAUUCAUUAGUAAUUGUCAUCAACAUCUGGAAGUGAAUUGUUUUGUUCCAUUCGAAUUGGAUCUAUCGAAAAGUUGUCUAUUACAAACGUCAUUAUUGCCUAAUACUAAUUAUGGUCAAGUUGUGGAAUAUCAUGAUGAUGAAGAUAAUGAUAUUGGUAACAAUAAUAAUAAUUACAAAAAUAAUCAAGAUGAUGACAAUGAUGAUGACAAUGAAAUUGAACCAAGUGAAGAGGCUAUUUUACUUGAUAAAAAAAAUGGUUCCCAUAAUCAUCAUCAAAAUCGUCAACAAGAGAAAAAUUUUAAAGACAAUGACGUAAUGGAAAAAAGUGAAAUGCAAAAUUUAAUUGAAAUUUUUGGCGAUGAAAAAAAUCAAAUUGAUGAUAAUAAACAAAAUGAUGAUGAAAAACAAGAGAGAAUGAUAACGAUGAUUUUUUACUUUACUGAAAUUGAAUACCAAUGCAUUACCCGUUUAAAAUCAAUCAAGAAAAUAUUGAAAAUUUCCACUAUAAAAUUGGAUUAAAACUAUCAAUCGAUUGCAUUAUGAAAAUCUUUUUUUAAUGUUUGUGUGUGUGUGUGUAAAUGAUGUCAGAUAUUUUUUUACCUGAAAUCUAUGAUCAAUAUUGGCGAUUAUCAAUUUGAUAUGCAUCUAAAAUGCAAUGAAGAUGUCAAUUUUUUUUUUUGAUUGAUUGAUUGAUUAUAUUAUUUAAUUUAUCGAAAAUCCUAUUUGAUACGUUUGGGAUUAUUGUUCUUUGCAAUUUCUUAAUACCAACGGGCACUUGACAACGUAACUAUUUUUAAAAAUCAGAUAUGAUUUCAUGUGAUUUGUGCCUCCUCACUACUUCAUCCUAGUUAGCCAUGACAUUGACUAUAAGAAUAAGAAACAUUGAAAAUCAUUGUGAUACUUUGGAUUUGAUCAUCGUGUAUUGAUUUUUUUUUUUUUUUUUAAAAGAAAUAAUGAAAAUGAAAACGACAUUUGCAUUGUUUUGUAUAUGCUUCUGUAUUGGCUU
This is a messenger RNA of Dermatophagoides farinae (American house dust mite), 2180 nucleotides long. RefSeq names its product protein interacting with PRKCA 1 (gene PICK1). Gene Ontology annotation, biological process: regulation of Arp2/3 complex-mediated actin nucleation; dendritic spine maintenance; intracellular protein transport. Gene Ontology annotation, molecular function: phospholipid binding; protein kinase C binding; protein domain specific binding. The record is from RefSeq and is a predicted model, not a curated record. Gene Ontology annotation, cellular component: neuron projection; postsynaptic density; synaptic vesicle. NCBI's taxonomy places the organism in Eukaryota, Metazoa, Arthropoda, Arachnida, Sarcoptiformes, Pyroglyphidae.